Molecule: messenger RNA, 314 nt
Organism: Lymnaea stagnalis (great pond snail)
Lineage: Eukaryota; Metazoa; Mollusca; Gastropoda; Lymnaeidae
Source: the annotation of a GenBank genome assembly
UGAACCAAAGACUGUGGUCAAACAAAAGUCAACUGUGCGCCAUACCAUUGGAAAUACUUCAUUUCAUCCCAUCUCAUCUUCAACCCCAAAAAAUUUCAGAUCUAAUCCUUCAUACAGAAAUUCUCCAGGCCAGCCAAUUUCUUCUCGUGUUAGACCCAAUAUUUCAGGGCUUUCACCAUUUCGACCUACUCAGGGCAAUAGCAACAUUGCUUCCAGAUCCAUUCCUCAAAGGUCCUCUGCGUUUCCCCCAUAUAUUCCAUUGCAAUCACAUCGAUUUAGGUCGCAUAACUCUUUGCAGCAUGCUCAAUCAUCAC